Messenger RNA from Tachysurus fulvidraco (yellow catfish), 3521 nucleotides. RefSeq names its product transmembrane protein 248 (gene tmem248). The record is from RefSeq and is a predicted model, not a curated record. Lineage: Eukaryota; Metazoa; Chordata; Actinopteri; Siluriformes; Bagridae. The transcript is spliced from 7 exons. Bases 263 to 1210 code for a protein of 315 amino acids.
CUGUCAGACUUGGCAACCUUGCAACGACGAGCUCACCGUCGUAGUUCCAGGGCUAGGCUAGCGGUCUGGAUCAUUCGAGAUGUUGGUUGUAUAUGACAAGGGAAUUCGCGUCCAGCUUCCUAAAUCUCAAGCUAAAACUCUCAAUAAUGGGAUGGUUUGCGAGCUGUUCUGCCUGUUUACUUUGUCGUCUGAACCGAGCCUAAAGUUAGCCUGUUAGCCUGCGCGCGAGCCAUCAGCAGCUGUACAAAUACUGACCCCCAAAAUGGUGUUCUUGUUAAACCCUCUGGAGAAUCUGAAGACCUACAUAAGCAACCGUCCACCACUGGUCAUAUUUAUGGUCAGUGUAAGUGCCGUGGCUAUUACCUUUCUCACGGUCGGAUAUUUCUUCAAGAUCAAGGAAAUUAAAUCGCCUGAAAUGACAGAGGACUGGAACACCUUUCUACUACGUUUCAACGAGCUGGACUUGUGCAUCUCAGAGAACGAGACACUCAAGCAUGGCCUGAACGAGUCGACGACACCAGAGAGCACCGUGACAAGCAGCCAGUCACGCACCAGCACUCAAGCGCCGUUACCGCUGGAGGAUCCCGGUCCUGUUAACAUCUCUGUCACCGUUACACUCACCCUGGAUCCUCUGAAGCCAUUCGGUGGUUAUUCGCGGAACAUCACCCACCUUUACUCCACCGUGAUGGGCCAACAGGUUGGUCUGGCUGGCAGGGAAGCUCACGAAGAGAUGAACAUCACUUUCACACUGCCUGCGUCCUGGAACUCGGACGACUGCAUUCUGCACGGACGUUGUGAGCAGGUGGUCUUCAGCACCUGCAUGACCAUCAGUGCAGCCAGUAACGUCUUCCCUGUUACAGUGCAGCCACCGCACUGUGUUCCAGAGACGUACAGCAACGCAACGUCCUGGUACAAGAUCUUCACGACGGCGCGGGACUCGGACACCAAAUACACACAGGACUACAACCCUUUUUGGUGUUACAAAGGUGCCGUUGGGAAGGUGUACCACACUCUGAACCCUAAACUUACAGUCAUUGUACCAGAAGAUGACCGCUCUCUCAUCAACCUGCACCUAAUGCACACCAGUUACUUUCUGUUUGUGAUGGUGAUUACAAUGUUCUGCUAUGCAGUCAUUAAGGGUAGACCUGGCAAAGUAAGACAGAACAACCCGGACUUCUGUCCAGAAAAGGUCGCCUUGUCGGAGGGAUAAAACUCAUCACAGGCAAAAAUAUGGACUGAACUCGUUCAGCAUCGGACCGGAGUAUCUGGAACGAACCAUAUCGGAAGUGAAGGAAAAAAAAAUAUAUAGUCGCCAGUUAAAUCCAGGAGGAAGGUGACAAAAAACUGUGAUGCAAAUCUCUGCAAUGUUGGGUCACUCCAACCAAAGACUUUCAAGUGCCUGUAUCUACUGUGUAAAUGCUUGUAGGACCCUUAUAUUAAGUACGGAAGCACUUUGCUUAAACCCACCCCCCCUUCUCUGUGUGCCACAAAAUAUGUGAAGAUAAGAGACUGAACAAGCGACAGCACUUACCCGUCUUAUCAUUCAAACAUUGACAACCCCCCCCCCCCCCCCCGUUGGUUCCCCCCCGUUCUGUCAGUCACACACAGCAUCUCAUUAUCAUCUGUGAUAAUUGUCCUGUGGCGUUCCUGAACGGAGUUUAUUUUUUUUGACUUGUGGCACUGUUUAAUUUCAGAUGGACUGGCUAGAGAAUGACCUGGAAAGCCAGCAGACAUCUAGGCAAUGAUUUAUAAUCUAGAUGAUUAUUAAUUUGUUUUGUGUAGAUGCCAGUAGAUAUAAGGGUCAUUUAAUAAAGGGAAAAAAGACUCCCAAGACCUGAAGGACUUAAAGGUUCAUCUUCUUGUAAAUUUUCUGGACGAUGCCCCAGACAUCACUGAAACAGAAAGAGUCGUCAUUGAUGGCUCAUCUCAUCGGGACUGAUUCAUCACCUCACAUCUCAGAUUUUGACAUGGGUUUAUGUCUAGGUAGACUGAAUGACCGAAUAUACAGCAUUCAUGGAAAUCUCACAUACACAAUUACAAUCUUAUUUAAAAUGUGAUGUAACGACUUAGUUUUAUCAUUUGUAAAGUAUUACCUCCGAAGUUACCGCUUUAUUAUAUUUUUGACAUGAAACGAUUUAGUGGCUACAUUUUUCAUUUCAAGAUUCAUUCCUGAAGUCUGUUUUGCAUAUCAUAUCAUAUUCGUCUGUAAUCGGUCGACCUCGUUGCCUAAUUCCACAUAUGAAACGUGAUAUCCUAUAACACAGCGUCCAUGUUUUUGUGCUCGCAUUUGACAGUGCAGUUAUUUAGAUAAUUAGUAUUAGAGAAAGAAGGAGGAUUCUGAGGAUUUUGAUUUCGGAUUUUGUCUUAAAGCCCAAAAACCGCAGCAGCAACAGCAGAAACUGUGACGACAAAUGCGACAACAAAUCAGAGUCGACAUUUUCAAAAGCGUUAAAAAAGUUAGAGGAAAAUAUGAGCUUUAAAUGAAUCUACUGAUGCUGUUAUUCAGGUUUAUUUAUAUCAAGGGCAUUUCUAAGUGUUUUUGUUUUUGUUUUUUUAUCAACUUUGCACGGCAUUAAUAUGUGUAGGCUGAAAACUCGCCCAAAAGAAGUCACAUUUAGCACAAUAAAGUUAGUAACUGGAUAGCAGUCUGAAGUUUUUUUUCUGAACAGUAAUGGGCAUACGCCUUGUCCAAUCAGAGACAAGCAUGUGAGGAACGAGGAUGGCGUGUUUCUGAUGUUGCUGUUGCCUCCGAACACCCCCCCCCCAUUGUGCAUUGGCAUCAUAAUAUAUUCCCACAUUCACAAAAAACGCACCCUUUUGUGUCUCGUCUCUUUCACACCCGCACGUGCUUUCAAACCACUAUUGUGCCUUUGCACUAAUCAACCGUGUGAAUAACUUGCCCUCUUGAAUAGCAACACCGAACACCAGAACUGAACUUAGCAACAUGUCGAUUAAUUGUCUCUCAUUAAUAAAUAGCAGGUCAUAUAAACUUUGUGUGGCAACCAAGGAAACCAAACCCCAGUUCACCAAUUUAGUUAGGAUUCAUAUCUGGAUGUUUCAGAAAAGCAAUACUUUAUACUUAAGGUGUUUCUUUUUUUUUUUUUUUUAAUGUUUUGCUUAUAUAAUACAUAAAUACACUUUGGGUUUUAUGGUGAGUUUUUAAUUCGAAUCACUUUUAAACAAAAAUUUUGGAGAUGUGUUGUGGGAUUUCUGGAUGCUGCCUUGUUUUUUUUUGUUUUUGUUUUUUUUGGAUCAUAUUGAUCUGUCCCCUCAUGUUGCUUUCCUCAUUUGAAAUAUAUUGCAGUUUUCUAGUUUUAAUUCCAUCCUUAUACCCUUAACCUGAGUUGCUAUUCACAAGAGUGUGAUGCCAUUGCAACCUCCUUUCACGUGUCUUAAUGCAUGAUUGUAAAUGUCCUACCUGCUGAUCAGUCCCUUAGAAAACAAUCCCAUUGUUUCUGUGCUGUUUGUAAAUGACUGUAGACACAUGCUUCGCUGAAUAAAAAUCAACCAUGAAUAAUGAA